AUGGCAGACAGUGUUGAGAACAAGUCUAAUCGCCCUCGCGAAACCGUCAAGAUUCUUUAUGACUACGAGCUCACCAACGCACCCGGCAAGUCCAUCGUUGGUCUCGAAGUCCACUAUGGUCCUAACGGCUGGACACCGCCGCAUACUCACUCUGGUGCGACCGUCGCCGCCACUGUGAUUAAGGGUCAACUCCUCAGCGGGAUGAACGGUAACCCGCCCAAGGUGUAUCACGCAGGCGAGAGCUUCCGCGAGUUUCCGGGUUGCCAUCACACUGUCAGCGAUAACCCUAGCGACACUGAGGACACAACCUUCAUUGCGGUCAUGGUGAUUGAUACCGAGGUUGUGAAGAAGGGGUAUCAAAAUCUUGUUGUUUUGGAUAAGGAAUGGGAAUGA
Messenger RNA from Fusarium odoratissimum NRRL 54006, 393 nucleotides. RefSeq lists its product as uncharacterized. The record is from RefSeq and is a predicted model, not a curated record. Lineage: Eukaryota; Fungi; Ascomycota; Sordariomycetes; Hypocreales; Nectriaceae. The transcript has 2 exons. The coding region runs from base 1 to 393 and encodes 130 amino acids.